UGUCAUCACGACGAAACGGGCGCAACCCAAACUCGCCGCCUUUGCGACCCGCCGCCCCCGAAACGACCGACCCGCUCCUCGCUCCUCUCCGGCGUGUCCAACCUACUGCUCCGGCUAGCUUUCCGGCGGCGGCGCGAUGGGUGAGCGGAAGGUGCUGAACAAGUACUACCCGCCGGACUUCGACCCGGCGAAGAUCCCGCGGCGGAAGCAGCCUAAGAACCAGCAGAUCAAGGUGCGCAUGAUGCAUCCCAUGAGCAUCCGGUGUGGCACCUGCGGCACCUACAUCUACAAGGGCACCAAAUUCAACUCGCGCAAGGAGGACUGCAUCGGCGAGACAUACUUGGGCAUACAAAUUUUUAGAUUUUACUUCAAGUGUACUAGGUGCUCAGCUGAGAUUACCUUCAAAACAGACCCCCAGAAUUCAGACUACACGGUGGAAUCUGGGGCUAGUCGUAAUUUUGAACCUUGGCGUGAAGAGGAUGAGGUUGUGGAUAAAGAGAAGAGGAAGCGAGAAGCAGAGGAGAUGGGCGAUGCAAUGAGAGCACUGGAGAACAGAGCAAUGGAUUCAAAGCAAGACAUGGACAUACUUGCUGCUUUAGAAGAGAUGCGGUCGAUGAAGUCUAGACAUGCUGGAGUCUCCGUUGACCAGAUGCUUGAAAUUUUGAAGCAUUCCGCUCAUCAAAAGGAGGAAAAAACAGUAGCAGAACUAGAUGAAGAAGACGAAGAACUCAUCAAAUCAAUCACUUUCAGAAACUCGAAAGAUUAUGUUAAACGGAUCGAAGACGAUGACGAUGACGACGAUGAUGACAAUUUUGGUAUACCAGGACAGUCAAGUGUCACGUCAAAGAUUAAUGGAUCAUCUGAAUCAAUGACGAAUCCUACAGAUGUCUUGACCAAAGCUAAUGGACCUGAGAGUGCCAAUAAAGAAGUGUUCCGUUUUGAAAACAAAUGUGUUGCUUACAUUUAAACAUUUACAAGCCUCCUAGGAAGCGGUUACAACUCUGAACACUAGUCAAUGGACAUCGGUUACAAGCCUCCUAGGAGACGGUUACAACUCUGAACGCUAGUCAAUGGACUAACACGGAUGUGUUAGUCUAAGUCUGUAAAUUGUCUUCUCUUGCAAAAUCUCUGCUGCCAACUUUUAGUCCGCCGUGUUGAAAACCUAUGGCAACUAGUAAUAGUUUAGACUACAGAUAGAGUUGUGUUUGGGAUACAUUUGUAACAUUAACAAAUUCAGAUUUUGUUCAAAAUUGAUAUUUUUCUAAUUUUUGUUUUAAAAUUGAGAUUAUGGAUGCAUCACUGCCAUCUC
Messenger RNA from Triticum aestivum (bread wheat), 1309 nucleotides. RefSeq names its product splicing factor YJU2. The record is from RefSeq and is a predicted model, not a curated record. Gene Ontology annotation, cellular component: U2-type catalytic step 1 spliceosome. Lineage: Eukaryota; Viridiplantae; Streptophyta; Magnoliopsida; Poales; Poaceae. The transcript has 8 exons. Bases 137 to 967 code for a protein of 276 amino acids. Gene Ontology annotation, biological process: mRNA splicing, via spliceosome.